GUGCUCGUUGUCACAGCAACCCUGCUGGCUGCCAAGGUGCCGGGUGCUCCGCUGAUUGGCAUUGUCUUUGGCACUGUGGUGUGCUGGAUCGAGGGCUGGGUCAAUGGCAUUGAAGGCUCCGUCUUCGGAUAUCCGUUUGGCACCGAAGGUGACAGGUCCGCCAAGGACUUCCACAUCUUUGUGCCCCAUGGCCUGGUAGCGCAGCCCUCGCUUCAGGGCCUCGCUGGGGCGCUUUGGGAGGGAUUUGAUUGGGCCUUCCACCCGGAGACCAGCACCACGUUCUGGACGGCCGUGGCGACCUUCUGUUAUACGGACCUCCUGGACUCUUCGGGCACCUUCUUCGCAGUGGCAAAGGUGGCAGGGCUCACGGACAGCCGCGGAAACCUACCUCUGGCCCGUCAGAACAUGGCGUACCUCGCGGAUGCUCUCUCGAUGAUGGCCGCUGCGACCUCCGACUGGUUCCACGAGUCUACUGCACCGGUAU
This is a messenger RNA of Symbiodinium pilosum, 484 nucleotides long. NCBI's taxonomy places the organism in Eukaryota, Dinophyceae, Suessiales, Symbiodiniaceae. The record is from the annotation of a GenBank genome assembly.